Molecule: messenger RNA, 498 nt
Organism: Naumovozyma castellii
Lineage: Eukaryota; Fungi; Ascomycota; Saccharomycetes; Saccharomycetales; Saccharomycetaceae
Exons: 1
Coding region: 1-498 (165 amino acids)
Source: RefSeq, a predicted model, not a curated record
AUGACCGGGACGAAAGAUGAGGUGAAUUUCUCAUUGUGGACCCUUUGGAACCGUUUAUAUGCACAGUUGAAGCAGAGGGGUGAACCUGCAACUCCAUGGCAGAUGCGUAGACUACUCGUCCAAACAAAUAUGCGAGCCAGAAGCAUCUUAAAAGGACGUUCCAUUGAUGACUUCUUACCUAUAAAAGAGUAUCGAUAUUUUUCACAUGUUAGUUAUGAUCUCGAUAUGAAUCAACAAACGAGAGUUCCGUUCUUACUUAUAUAUUCAUACGGAAUGGGAAUUUACUCUAAUGCCUGGAACAUCAUUCCAUGUGGGUCAAGGUUUGAAUGGUUUUUAAAGACAACAGACGUGGAGGAAGAUGUAGACACAGGUGCUGAUAUUGUCAAGGUUGCUAACACCCCCAUGGAUGAUGAGGGCAUCACGGAGAUAUUGAGACCAGUAACGGAUGAAAAACUUCCAAUUAGGCAUAGAUUUACCUCUCAUGAGAUUAAAUGCUAG